Molecule: messenger RNA, 983 nt
Organism: Soboliphyme baturini
Lineage: Eukaryota; Metazoa; Nematoda; Enoplea; Dioctophymatida; Soboliphymatidae
Source: the annotation of a GenBank genome assembly
AUGACUUCACCCACCGUCGCAUUGAUUACAUGCAAGAAUCUGAAAACUGCCAGUGUCCUCGACGACACGGCCGUAGGAGGUCAUGCAAUGUUGGUAAGAAUUACGAUAGGAACGACUGUGAUGCAUCGAUUCUUGUCUGAUUUAGCGAAACGCGGUUUGCAAAUAGAAGAAGAUAGUUCGUUGGCGACAGCUGCAACAACUGCUUUCUGCAUCGUGGCUCCCACUCCUCCGGCUCAAUGUCGCUAUGCCCUGCGACGACGGCCCUGUCCAUCAUCGUCCAAUGAAACUUUCCCUUGCGUGGGCGUGACCGCAGCAUCCAGUGGCAGCUAUCCGAGCGACGAUGCUCGAUGUUGUGAAGUAAAAUCAGAUGGUGGUCCUUCGAAGAGGUCUAGGCUAGGAGUUUCCUGCGCCGUUUCAACGCUGAGGAGCAGGCAAGGGUCGGCGGAACCUGAUUCCUUACGUCUUUCCAUAUUGGACUUGCUUCCUGACGAAAUCCUGUUUCGCAUCUUUUCAUAUCUGCUCGAAGGUGACCUGUGUCGCGUAAUGAGCGUCAGCCGCACAUUUUAUCGCAUAGCCAACGAUACCCUCAUCUGCUCCGUAAAUAAGAAGCCCAUACUGGAGCCGAGUUUUGAGUCAUUGUCCUCCAGUAUCACGGAGUUCACCUAUGACCCGGAAAGUGGUGAAACGUUCCCGGCAUGGUAUGUCCGCUUUGAAGACGUGUUUCGAGUCGAUGGCAAAAUGCUGGAUGAUGCAGCCCGGAUGCGAUUAUUGCUCCGAAAGGUGGCGACUCCCAUUCACAAACAAUACGUCGAUUUCAUCCUACCACACCACCCCCAUGAUGUUUCGUUUAAAGAAACGGUCCAAAUUCUAUCAUCGAUGUUUGGCCCCCAAACCUCCCUCUUCAACGUGCAUUACAAAUGCCUGAAGAUGAAGGAAGAGGACCGUGAAGAUUUCAUCGCUAUGACUAUGACGGAAGAGUAAAC